This is a messenger RNA of Panicum hallii, 540 nucleotides long. RefSeq lists its product as uncharacterized. The record is from RefSeq and is a predicted model, not a curated record. The coding region runs from base 85 to 366 and encodes 93 amino acids. NCBI's taxonomy places the organism in Eukaryota, Viridiplantae, Streptophyta, Magnoliopsida, Poales, Poaceae. The transcript has a single exon.
CACCGCGGCUUUGUUUCUCUUUCAAGCACACACGCACACGGCACCAACUCAAAUUCAGCUCAGGUCUGCGCCUAAAGCAUCUCCAUGGCUUCGACGGCGGCGGCGUCCAACCUGUGGCUCGGCGGGUUCGCCGCGGCGGUGCAGGGGGCGUGGCAGGCGAUGGCGGCCGGCCACGGCGACACGCGGCCGCGCCACCAACAGCUGCGGAAGCAGCAGCAGCUGGGAGGCGAGAGGAAGACGACCGCGGUGCAAGGAGCCGCCGCGGCCGGGGGGAAGGCUGCGAAGGAGGGGGACGUCGCGAGGUGCGGCGGCGCCAUGUCCGACACCACAGUUUACCUGCUGCUCGACCGGUUCGCGCCCAGCUGAUUCGUCGCCGACUCGCCGUCGCCGCGGCAGAUCUGUGUAAAUAAACGCUGUGACUAAAACUGAAAUGCCAUCUUGCAUUUUUGCUGGACGAUGAGCUUGUCGUAUCGCUGAGCAUGCACUCGGAGCAAUGCUGUUCUACCGAUCAUUUGUUCUUUCAGCAACUUUUCAUGGCCA